AUGAGAUGCGCUGGAGCCGCCUUGCUUCACCACCUCCUUUUCGUCGCCAUGAAACUCGUCAGGCCCGAAAAUUUGGAUCUGGAGUCUAUUCUUCCUGAAAGACCCGGUGACUACGACAGCCUGGAACCUCCCAAGGAAAACGGCAACCCAACUGUGGUUCGUUUUCACUUCACGGUCCUCAGCUUAGACUCCAUUGACGAAGGUUCUAUGACUUACGUGGCCGACAUCUUCAUGUCGCAAACCUGGCACGACCACCGGCUGCGGCUACCGCGGAACAUGACGGCCAAGUACCGGCUUCUCCCGGUCAGCUGGCUCAAGCGCAUGUGGAGACCGGACUCUUUCUUCAAGAACGCCAAGAGGGUCACCUUCCAGGAGAUGACCAUACCCAACCACUACAUCUGGCUCUACUCGGAUCGUCGGAUUCUCUACAUGGUCAACAAGCGGAUAUUAGGAGUAUAUACCGCAACUUGUGGCUAUGGCUGGCAACCAAAUGAAGUAAGAGUGCCGUUCAACCGCAAAACUCCCUUGGUGGCGCACUUCAUUCUAGUUUUAGGGUCGGCCGUCUUGACUUCUGUAAACAUCUACUAUAUGCUAUGGGAAAAAGAACCGACAGAGUUCAUAAAAAAAUCCACCCUCGAGGAGAUCUCAGCCGAGUUCGCCAUGGCGGUUUCUCUCGUCAUCUUAGCAGUACUGUGUUGGAGCCGGAUUUCGCGAACCCUGGGCUCUUCGGGUUUUUCCUGCGGAAUCCUUGGUCUGCUGGCCACGAGUACGAUCACAGAUUCCAUCCUUUUAGUGCGGCAACUUUUCCAGCAACAGGAAACCAUAGUAUGGCACGCGGUGUUUGAGCACUCGCAGGUUGCCCUAACCACGGCCGUAGCCGUCCUGAUGUGCGGAUGUUUCCUGGCUGCAGGGCUUCAAGACACCGUCUCCAGGAGAUCAUCGAAGUCACGGAAGGUUAAAUUUGCAGACCGUGAUGAAGAUAAUACGUCUACUUUUGGAAGACUCUUCUGUGUGCUGCUGAUGCCGCUUCUAAAGAUGAACCUAACCGGAGCCAAACCGUCGGAUGAAGUCCUUCCCCGACUGCGUGGUGCCCUCCGCUGUGGAGACAUCGUCUACAGGCUUCACUCAUUACUAAGCAAAAACGUGCGACGUCGAAUAGACUUCGUUGCGGCCCUGUGGCGUGUCCUAUGGAUGGACGCCUUCCGUGUCGCCCUCUGCACCUUUGCCUACUUCGCCUGCCUCUUUGUCAAGGUGCCCCUGCUCGAGUGA
Molecule: messenger RNA, 1269 nt
Organism: Ixodes scapularis (black-legged tick)
Lineage: Eukaryota; Metazoa; Arthropoda; Arachnida; Ixodida; Ixodidae
Exons: 11
Coding region: 1-1269 (422 amino acids)
Biological process (GO): monoatomic ion transport
Cellular component (GO): membrane
Molecular function (GO): extracellular ligand-gated monoatomic ion channel activity
Source: RefSeq, a predicted model, not a curated record